AUGGACACGGAGAAUAUCAUGAAAAUCUCUCCCGUCAGAAAAGAAUCCAAGAAACGCUCUCGUCAGGACGAGGACGAGCCGUUGAGUCCCAGAAGUGCAUCACUGAGACCUCCAAAACGGCCCGCUCUGGGACUUGACGUCCCGCUCAUCGGUCACGCCCCGCAAACCCUAUUCAGGGAUGUCGAAGAGCCACCAAAUGUCCCAAGAAUAUCUUCGUGGCGAUACAGUGACGAUUGGGUCAAUCGCACCGGUGGUCUUCGUCUCGACAGUCCCCUCCCGUCCAUCCCAAAUGCGGGUCUUUUGCUCUUGAACGAAGCAGAUUUUGCUAGUCUUCGCGGAGCUCCACCACAUCAAAUGCCAACACAAAACACCUAUCUGCCAACACCCACUGACUCGCCUCUCGCUACGGUUCAGUCCUUUGAGGGUUAUACGAGCAUUAAUCAAGGCUCAGAAAUGCCUCUCAAUGUGUCCUAUCCUCGGAAUGAUGUGCCACAGGAAGAAGAUGUGAUGAUGAUGUCCCCACAGGCUGAGCAAACCCGAGUCGAGAAAAAGAAACUUGUUCUCGGUUAUAGAGAGGGAUGUGAAAGCUGCCGUAGACGCGUUCCAGGACACUACAUGCACAUUAUUGCCGACUAA
This is a messenger RNA of Serendipita indica DSM 11827, 636 nucleotides long. The record is from the annotation of a GenBank genome assembly. NCBI's taxonomy places the organism in Eukaryota, Fungi, Basidiomycota, Agaricomycetes, Sebacinales, Serendipitaceae.